Ustilago hordei is the source of this 1278-nucleotide messenger RNA. RefSeq lists its product as uncharacterized. The transcript is spliced from 4 exons. The record is from RefSeq and is a predicted model, not a curated record. Bases 1 to 1278 code for a protein of 425 amino acids. NCBI's taxonomy places the organism in Eukaryota, Fungi, Basidiomycota, Ustilaginomycetes, Ustilaginales, Ustilaginaceae.
AUGGGCAAUGGUUGUGAGGAGGGUUGGCUCACACAGGUAGUAAGGAUCUUACAGUUGGCAAACCUGGCAUUGACAGUGGAGGAAGCAAUUGUACAAGCAAUGAGCCUCAUCAGCAUUAGCAGUCAAGCUCCAAAAGGGGAGGCAGAGAAGAUUCCCAAGGACAUUUUGAGUGCCAUUGCACACAUCAAGAAGCUCAGUGAUAACAACUGGCAUACCUGGGAGCCUACCUUUAUCAACUGUCUGCAACAGGUACACAAUGCGAAGGAAAUCUUAUACAGCAAAAUAGCACCUGGAAGCAAGGGAUACAAUGAGGACCUGGACAAGGCACUGGUAGGCCUCAUCCACACUUGCUGUGAUCACAGUCUGGAAAGCUGCAUUGACACAUACACUGUCAGGGGUGUGGAUGAGGAGGUCCAACUUGGAAGUACACUUUACACUAAGCUUAGGAAGGCACUAACAUUGAACAACACGGUGAAGCGAGCGGGCCUGCAGGACUGCAUCCACACCAUACGACUGUACAAUCAGGAUGUUGUCAGACUAGGCAAGGAACUUGACUCCAUUUGGAAUGAUGCAGCACACCUAGGGAAAUGUUUUGACAAAGAUCUCAAGAAGUCCACCCUUUACCGCUGUACAGCUCAGGAUUGGUUCUAUGCUAACUCUGUUGAUGCACUCAAGAUGGCCAAACCAGACUUGAUUGAUGGGGAAGAACGAUCAGCAUGCAACACCUGGAUUGUCGAUUCAGGUGCAACCCAUCAUAUGGUAAAUGAUGAGAGGAUGCUGCUCACCUUGACGAGCAAGGAUGGUCAGAUCAGUACAGCAGGGGAUGAAAAGCUUCAGAAUGAUGGUACCCAAGUGCAAUUCAGGAGGAACAGGAGACAAGGCCACUUCGAAGUGCAAGGACAAGCACUAGCCUUGGAGCUGGAGAAGACUCUCAGCAAUGUCCCAGAGGACGAUGAGAACACAGGAAGACACAAUGACAUCCCAGAGGAUGGUAAGAACACAGGAAACCGAGACAACAACUUGAAGGAAGACAAAGAUAGCUACCUCUGGCAUGAGAGGUUCGGACACCCAGGACAAGAUAAGACAAGGCAAAUCUGGGCGCACUACCUUGGCACUGAUGAGAGAAUGGAGCAUGAAUCAAAGCACUGCAAUGCAUGCAGUCAAGGGAAACAGAACCAAGUGCAGAUGAGCCAAUCAGAGUCAAAGAGAGUGGAGGCGCCACUAGAUUGCUGUGGACAACUUCUCCUCCCUGAUCUACAUGGAACCACUCUGCACUAA